Molecule: messenger RNA, 2762 nt
Organism: Anguilla anguilla (European eel)
Lineage: Eukaryota; Metazoa; Chordata; Actinopteri; Anguilliformes; Anguillidae
Product: UDP-glucuronosyltransferase 2C1-like
Exons: 3
Coding region: 877-2466 (529 amino acids)
Molecular function (GO): UDP-glycosyltransferase activity
Source: RefSeq, a predicted model, not a curated record
GGUGUGUUUUGGCUCCUGUUCUGUCUUCAUCAGCGUGCAGGAGCCUGGCUGCUGGACUGUGCGCACAGACUAGGUGGCUGUGCAUGCGUAUGCCCAUGAACGAGCUGGCUUAGUAACUAGCCAUGGCUGUUGUGUAGCACUCUCAGCUCCUUCCACCAGAACGGUGAGAGCGAUACCUUUACCUUCACAGAAACUACGCGGCUGUCCUGCGCGGGAGAGCUGUGACUGCCAGACUGCUCUGCACAGGAAUCCCAGUGAUUUCCUGAAGCUCUACAAGCAUAGCCGCCUGGGCCAGCCUUCCUAAAAGCCCGGUUUGUCCCAGAGGCUCUGAAACAGCCCAUCUCCCGCAGCACGGGUUGGUGGACUCCAGCGGGGAAACUGCGGCCACUUCUCAGCGACAGUCCCUGUGAUUUUCCAUCAGCCACUGGAGCUCCUGGAGUCUACCCUUUCCCCUGUGGCUGCCAGGAAGCCUUGACUCCGCAUGCUGGGACUUGUAGUGGCUGCUCUGAUUCAGCUGUGCAUGCUCUGACUCAGUGGUGACUACCUUGACUCUGCUCUGUGUCGUGACUCAGUGGUGACUACCUUGACUCUUCUCUGUGUGUCGUGACUCAGUGGUGACUACAUUGACCCUGCUCUGUGUGUUGUGACUCAGUGGUGACUACAUUGACUCUGCUCUGUGUCAUGCCUCAGUGGUGACUACAUUGGCUCUGCUCUCUGUGUGUCGUGACUCAGUGGUGACUACAUUGACUCUGCUCUGUGUCAUGCCUCAGUGGUGACUACAUUGACUCUGCGUGUGUCGUGACUCAGUGGUGACUACAUUGACUCUGCUGUGUGGUGUGACUUGCCUGCUGCUGCAGCAACUCGGCCUCAGACGCCAUGACAGCCCUCCCGGUGGCUCUCCUGCUGCUGUUGUGGGCGGGGCCAGGCUGCGAGGGCGGGCGGGUGCUGGUGUACCCGGUGGACGGGAGCCACUGGCUGAACAUGCGCGUCCUGGUGGAGGCGCUGCACGCCCGGGGGCACCAGGUCACCGUCCUGCGGUCCUCCACCAGCUGGUACAUCGCUGAGCGCUCCCCCCACUACACCGCCAUCACCGUGCACCAGGAAGCCGUCCAGAGCAUCGAGAGCAAGGACACCAUGUCCCACUUCCUGCACACGUCCCUGGAGCUGCGCAAGGACUGGAGCUCCCCGCUGGCCUUCCUUGAAUUCUACACCAACCUCUUUCACCUGAUGGCCCAGAACAACAGGGUGGUGGCCCAGGUGGCGCGCAUCAUGUUCACGGACGGGGCUCUGAUGCGGAGGCUGCGGGAGGAGCGCUUCGACCUGGUCCUGACCGACCCAGUCUUCCCCACAGGCGUGCUGCUGGCCCACAAGCUGCAGCUGCCGCUGGUGCUAAACGUGCGCUGGUCCCUGAACGGGGAGGGCCACUUCGCCAUCGCCCCCUCGCCGAUCUCCUACAUCCCCCUGCUCUUCUCCCACAGCUCUGACAGGAUGGACUUUCCGCAGCGGCUCUCCAACGCGCUGUACUACGGGCUCAGCCUGUACCUGUACUACUUCGUCUCCAGCCCACCGUACCAGGCCGUGUGCCGAGAAUUCUUCUCUCCAGGCGUCGAUGUCUUCUCGCUCAUCCAGGGAGCCGACCUGUGGCUGAUGAGGGUGGAUUUCGUCUUCGAGUUCCCGCGCCCCACCAUGCCCAACGUAGUGUACAUGGGCGGGUUCCAGUGCCGCCCCGCCCAGCCCCUCCCCUCUGAGCUGGAGGAGUUUGUGCAGAGCUCCGGGGAGCACGGGGUGGUGCUCAUGUCCCUGGGCACCCUGCUCGGGGGCCUUCAGCCACACAUUUCGGAUGUCAUCGCCUCUGCCUUUGCCCGCCUGCCUCAGAAGGUGGUGUGGAGGCACCUGGGGGCGAGGCCAUCCACCCUGGGCAACAACACCCUGCUGCUGGACUGGCUUCCCCAAAACGACCUACUGGGCCACCCCAAGACCCGUGCUUUCGUCACGCACGGGGGCACCAACGGCCUGUACGAGGCCAUCUACCACGGCGUGCCCAUUCUGGGCCUCCCGCUCAUCUUCGACCAGAUGGACAACAUGGUGCGCGUGGAUGCGCGGGGCGCGGGCAUCGUGCUGGACGUGACGGCGCUGGAGGUGGACUCUCUGACCCAGGCUCUGCAGGACGUCCUGGAUGAGCAGAAGCCCUACAGGGAGAACAUGCGCAGGCUGUCCCGGCUGCACCGCGACCGGCCCCUCGAACCUCUGGACAGCGCCCUCUUCUGGAUGGAGUUUGUCAUGAGGCACGGGGGGGCGGCGCACCUGCGCACUGAGUCUUACAGGAUGCCCUGGUACGCCUACCACAACCUGGACGUGCUGGCCUUGCUGCUGGGCUCCGCCACUGCUCUCCUAGUACUCAUCGGCGCCACCUGCAGGUGUCUGUUUCAGAGGCUCUGCAGGACCAGGAAGGUCAAACGGGAGUGAUCAAACUACCGCCAUGUUUCCUCAGUGUAGAUAGUCGGUUGAUGGCAAUUUAAUUGACAAUAGUGUCAGAAGGCUUUUGAUUAGCAUGAUAUAGCCUAAUUGCACUGCGGUCUGUAACAUCCACAUCAGCUGCACAGGUGUCCUGGGCAGUAAUUGUGCAGCUCAGCCCGUCGAUGGCUGAGCUAAGCACCAUGGCCAGACUUCAUGUGGAACACCUGUACUGGUGUGAACCAUCUCAUAAGCCGUGUUUCCACCAAAAGUACCCAGGAACUACUUUUCAAGGAACUAAAAGGUUC